GGCGGCUGUCGGCCCCCGCGGGCGCGCCUCUCGGGCACUACAACUCCCACGGAGCAGCGGGCCGCCUUUCCCGCACCGGCCGCGUCGCGGCCGCUCGCGGAGGGUCCGCCUGCCGCCGCGGGGGAGGGCCGCAAAGAUGGCGGACGCGGCCGUGGGCAGAGACAAGGGCGCCGAGCAGCGGCUCGUGUCGCUGCCCCUGUCCCGCAUCCGGGUCAUCAUGAAGAGCUCCCCAGAGGUGUCCAGCAUCAACCAGGAAGCCCUGGUGCUCACGGCCAAGGCCACGGAACUCUUUGUUCAGUAUCUAGCCGCCUAUUCCUACAGACACGGCAGCGGAAAAGAGAAGAGAGCGCUGGCUUACAGCGACUUAUCAAGUACUGCAGAAGAAUCAGAGACGUUCCAGUUUCUCGCAGAUAUAUUGCCAAAGAAGAUUUUAGCUAGUAAAUAUCUGAAAACGCUUAAAGAGAAGAGGGAAGAUGAGAAUGACAACGGUGAAAGUGAUGGUGACGAAGCAGAAUCCUGAACAUUAAGGAAGUGCUUUAAAAACCGGCCCGGUGAGGACCCUCUUGGAUUAGCUCUGUUGCUUUGAAGCAAGCAGUACUCAGCACCGUCAGUGACACUGUGACUUCAGUCUCUUUUCAGAGCCUUCAAGUGCAUUGUAUUCUUUCCUGGCUGAGACAGAGCAUCUAAUGCACCUACCCCGUGAACAGCCAGAAGGAAGGUAACCGCCACAGGAGCCUCAUCUGACAGGCGCACGCUGCAGUCACAGGGUAGCAGGAAAGGGCUCCCUGGGAGCUGGACAUUGUCAUCUGCUGCAGCUAUAAGCCAUAGAGGCAAAGACAAUUUUAACUUAAUUUAGAAAUAGAUUUUGAAGGCCUCUAAAUACCAGUUGUGUAAAUCACGUAUGUGUAUUUUGAAAUUCUUGUAAACAGCUCCAGUUUUAGUUAAAUGUAUAGUUUAUGGGUAGUGUGUUACAUUUUAAUUUUUAUAGUUCAAGGAAAUUUGACUAUUUGUCCAAAACUUAUUUUUUAACUAUAGAGAAAUAAAAUUUUUUUAAAUUAAAAUCUGUACAUAUUUUUACAGUAAUGAACUUUGGAACUAGUUUUAGAACCCUUUUUUAUUCUUAACACCUUAUUACCUGAGACUGUGAAAUUUAAAAUUGAGCUUUUCUGAUGCUUAUUCUGAGAAAAAUGUCAAGUGAAAUUGUUAAAUCAACUAUAAGAAUAUAACUUAUGCAUAAGCAUAUUUUCCUUAAUUUCAUAUAUUGAAAAUCUCUCAUUUUCCUAUUGUUUCUUUACACGCAUAGUAAUUGUUUUUACUGCCCAUAAGAGAAAUGGUUCCAUAAGCCCAGUUUUUUUUUCCAUAUAGGCUAAAUUUUUGGCUUUUAAAAUCAUUCUUUAAUGUCCAAACUGUAGCAUGUAUAAGCAGUUAACAUACAGAAGUUCCAUCACCCCAAGUAUUCCCCUGUGCCCUGCUAGGAGUUAGUCCCUUAGAGUACUAGGCAACCACUCAUGUUCUCUAUCCCUUGUUUUUUAAAUUUUAAAAUAAAAUAUUUAAAAACCUGC
Messenger RNA from Manis javanica (Malayan pangolin), 1562 nucleotides. It is a transcript of the gene CHRAC1, whose product is annotated as chromatin accessibility complex subunit 1. Gene Ontology annotation, cellular component: nucleus; CHRAC. Gene Ontology annotation, biological process: chromatin remodeling; DNA-templated DNA replication. The record is from RefSeq and is a predicted model, not a curated record. Gene Ontology annotation, molecular function: protein heterodimerization activity. Lineage: Eukaryota; Metazoa; Chordata; Mammalia; Pholidota; Manidae.